AUGAUUUCUUUCUUAUUAGCUUUUUCUUAUUCAUAUUCACUUUGCAUAUAUGAAGGUGAUGAAAAACCUUUAUGCGAAGGUGGUGAUGCAGUUGAAUUUUUCGACAUUGGACAGAUUCAAAUUCCAUCAUUUUAUGAUGAAUUACAUUUAUAUAAGACAAAGAGAGGUAUUAAACUAAAUUUGAAUCACUUUGGUCCAAAAGUAUCGAUAUUCUCAAAAGGAUUUGAUAAAUCUUUAGUUAUUUCUUCAAAUUCAAACAUGCCAAAUUUUCCAAUUUUUACAAUCAAUGAUAAAAUUGACAUUACUGUUACAGGAUUACUUCCACAAGACUAUGAUGAGACAUCUGGCCUUUCAAAAUCUCAAAUUAAACCAACAAAAGUUAUUAUCACCGAAGAUACAGUAGUUUCACAAAAAAAUAAGAAUACAUUUGUAUUCAAUGACAAAAAGGAGCAUGAAUUAGAAGCACUUGCUUUGUAUUGCGCGAAUAAUUUAACUUUAUCUGUCAAAUCACAAUUACGUCGUAAAGAAACACCGAUUUCCAUUGAAUCCCAAACAGGUGCGUAUGUCAAAUUUGCAACUCAACUUCCAAUUGAGUCAAUAACCAUUGCGAAAAACUCAUCAAUCGAAAUUACAGACACAAAGGACGUCAAAAAGAAUAUGUUGGCAUUAACAAUGUAUUUUAGUUACAAUGAGCCCUCAUUUUUGAGUGUUCCUGAUGAAAAUAUAUUUGAAUUUCCAAUUGUCCACUUAAACUACGUUGAAGAUCCAGGAUCUCAAGCCUUUAUUCCUAGUUUACCAUUGGUACAAUAUGCAGAUGGCUCUGGACUCUUAAUUCCGAAAGAAACUGAAGUUAAUAUUAUUCGAAACGGCGGAGUUUAUAACAAGCGCAAAAUCAACUACAAUUUCGAAAUUAGCCUUGUCAACAAGGUCUACUACCUUGUUACCAAAUCUCCAAAGUACUGUUUAGGUCCAAAAUGUUCUCAAAUUAUUUCUUUCUCAGAAAUUACAGAGUACGAAAUUCAGAACAAAUUUGACAUAAGAUUUAUUCACGUCGAUAAUCAAAUAACUAUCAACAGUAACCAAAUUGAUGGCGGAUUAUACGCAGAAGGUAAAGGAACUCUCACAAUUCAUUGUUUGGCCGGCCAACUUCCAAAAGUGACAACAGAUAAUUCCAUUGAAAUUAUUUUUACAGGUUCUGUCGCAUAUGACUUGAAGAUGAGUCCACAGAACAUCAAAACGUAUAUAGAUAAGCUUUAUAUUGUCAGUGGCCAGAGCCAAACUGUUUUUGUCGAAGUUUCUGACAAAGAUUUCGUGAAAGUAUCGAAUCUGCAGUUCUCUUUUGGUUUUAGGUUCACUAAUUCUGUUAACAUUGAGAUAUACGGUAACGAAAACGUUGAAAUCGAUGGCUGUAAGGUAAAUACCAUUGAUAACCUCGUAAUUAAGGAUGGUGUCUUCCAAAUCAAGAAUAUUUUCCUCAGGAAUUUGGAUAUUCUCUCUGGAACAACUUGUUUCUUCAAGGAAUCAAUUGAUUUUGAAUCAGAUUCUGUUUUGACUGUUCAAGAGCAUUUGGUUAAGCCUUCUGAGAUCAUUGUGAGCAAUAAUAUCCUCAAGCCACCAAAAAUUGUCUAUUUCAAAUACAAUAGAAAGGAUUAUUACAAAUUGAAUACAGUUCCGAAUUUUGUAAACUAUUCAAUUUCUGUGAUGACUGGUCAGAUCGAAAAUUUUGUAUCUGUCAUUGAUAACCAGACAUUCUAUUGUGAUUACGAGGACAAAUUGCUUGAGAUAUCUGUAGAUGUCAUGAAGAAAUCUGCAAAAUUGAUUUUUAACGAAAUUAAAAACGAUAAUUCUCAGAGAUUUGCGUAUAAAGUGUGCUACAAUCCAAGAGAAUAUGGAAUGAAAUGUCCUCAAGGUUAUAGAAGUGUUGUAACCUUGGCGGAAAUGAGAAUUUUGAGAGAAUUAUACAUAUGUGACCAUGCUUUCAGCGAACAGAAGUAUUUGGGUAAUGAGAUAUUUGUUAACUCACCCAGUAGCAACCUUUGGUUCAGUGUUUUGGCAACUGAUCCCUUCAAAAAGUUUGUUUGCAACAAUGUUUCAUUGUAUGUUUAUGAUAUUCACAGCCAACCUUCAACAAUUAACUUCCUUGUAUCUAAGAAUAACUGUACUGCAAUUGGUUUGUUUAAGGGAAUUGAAAUUCAAAAGAAUUCUAAUUUGACCGUUCGUGGUAAGUUAGAUCUUGCAAAUACUACAUUAAAGAUGCAGCAAGAUGCAUUAUUUAAUGUUGAAUCCCAAGUUUUAUCACUUCCUGAGAAAAUUAUCAUCAAUCACCCGAUUAAAGAGGACAAGCCAUUAAUUAUGGGCGUUUCUGAGGAAUGGUUAAACAUUACCAGCACAACAGAUAGAGCAGAUCUCACUUAUUUCGCUGAUGGAACGAUCAGAAAACCAAGUCCAAUUCCAGAAAAGCCAAAUGAUGAGAGUAAAAAGGAGCUGUAA
Trichomonas vaginalis G3 is the source of this 2490-nucleotide messenger RNA. RefSeq lists its product as uncharacterized. The record is from RefSeq and is a predicted model, not a curated record. Lineage: Eukaryota; Parabasalia; Trichomonadida; Trichomonadidae. The transcript has a single exon. Bases 1 to 2490 code for a protein of 829 amino acids.